Messenger RNA from Phytomonas sp. Hart1, 1734 nucleotides. The record is from the annotation of a GenBank genome assembly. Lineage: Eukaryota; Euglenozoa; Kinetoplastea; Trypanosomatida; Trypanosomatidae.
AUGUCCGGAAGUUCGGAUCGUCACCCGGGCCGGGCGUUAAAAGCGGGCACUUCACAAGCCGUUCGUGAAGGAGAGGCGCCUUCCUCGUCCUCGACGACGCUCGCGGCCAUUUUGGACUGCGCCGUCGGGCAAAUCCUCCGCCACCUUUCGACGACCCUCCGCCCCUUUGACGUGGCGGACGGGAUCGCGCGGGCGAUGCUCGACCUGCUCGACCCCCCCUCCCUGUGGGCGGUGGUCCUUUCGCGAAACCACGCGGGGCUGUGCGGGCGGGUGGGCUGCGCGGCGCCCCCACGCGGCCUCCCAAACCGCCCCGCCAACGCCGGGGAUUCGACCGAGACGAGGGGAAAGGACCGAAGGGGAGGGAACCAUCCACCCCCUGAGGGAGGUGAUCCUCCCUGUGAACAUCAGGCCAAUUCCUGUUACAGCCGUAAUCCUCAGGAUCAGGAUGACGAUGAUGAGCUCGCCGUGGAGGGGGAUUUGCCCUCCGCCGACGACGAGGAGAGGGAUUUCUACACCGACACAUCGUUUCGCCUCGCACGGCGGUUGCACCGCCGGCUCAGACGUCUCCGCGAAAAAAACAACCUCGAUGGGGGGAAUAAUGAUAAAAAUCCGGGGGAGUCUCACGCGGGAGGACUUUCUCGAACUCCCCACGCCGCGCGAGGGGGGGGGUUGAUCGGCCUUCCCGCGGUGGAUCGCUUUUGCAGCGUCGAAUGCGCGGAUUUUCACGAAUCAACGCUCCGCGCGGGGGUAGGAGAGGGAGGGAUUUCCCGCCAUCGCGGUCCCCACCUCGCGAACGUCCUUCGCACCCUCUACCCGAAUCUUCCCCACGAGGUGGGGGAACGACUCGAGAAGAUGGAAACCCCAGUGGUUUCUUCUGCUUCCACGCACGUUCUGUCCGAUAUUGUUGUGGAGGCGAAUCAUUCGAGUUUGGAUAAUCAAAAAAAGGAGGUGAAUUGGGCCGAUGAGGCGCUCGACCGGAUGCAGACGGGGAACCCUCGACGGCUGUGGGAAGGCGGCGCGGCGGUGCGGCUUUUCCGCCCUCUCGACGGAGAGGAAGCGGACGGGGUAGGGUCGAUUGACCUUUUGCAAGCCUCGACCUUAUCCGGGGCACUUCUUUUGCACGAUUUUUUCUUCACAAUCAGCACCCCGGCGACGAAGCGGGGGCUGCUCCACCUCUACGUCAACCGCCGCGCGCGGAUUUCGCGGCGGUUCGCGCGCGUCGACGAAACUCACCGCGGCCGCGGCUUUUCGCGUCUGUUCGAGCCGCUUUUUCGCGAAUUGGACGCGCGAGCGGGCGACGGCUCCGCGUUUUCGUCCUUUUCUUUGAAUAAGUCGCCAAACCCGGCGGCCGCGCGGGAUCGCCGGGGGCUUUUCACCGCUCGGCUCCUCACGGCGGACGUCGCGGCGACCCUCGCGCGGCUGCUCGGGAUGGACGUCGGUGUGAUUUCGGGCCCCGCGUGGGGCGCGCUCUGGCGGCGGGAGGAUUUCCUCCGAAGUUUAACUUUCCCCGCGAGAAUUCCCGCGGUGUUUUUAUCACCUUCUUCGUCGUCCGCGGGGGUGGGGCUCGCGCUGGGAAUGUUCCUCGCGGGGGUUUUGCUUUGCGAGGAAGCGGCGCCGUGGGUGGCCCUCGCCGAGUCCAACGAGGAGCUCGACGAGCUCCUCAACGUGCUCGGAAUGACCGACGAGGACUUCCGCUUCGCCCUCCGCGCGCUGUUCUUUGAUCUCGAGGAUUAG